Messenger RNA from Colletotrichum higginsianum IMI 349063, 1671 nucleotides. Its product is annotated as Cytochrome P450. Gene Ontology annotation, molecular function: monooxygenase activity; heme binding; oxidoreductase activity, acting on paired donors, with incorporation or reduction of molecular oxygen. The record is from RefSeq and is a predicted model, not a curated record. NCBI's taxonomy places the organism in Eukaryota, Fungi, Ascomycota, Sordariomycetes, Glomerellales, Glomerellaceae. The transcript has a single exon. The coding region runs from base 1 to 1671 and encodes 556 amino acids.
AUGGAUAACUCUGCCAGAGACCGCGACAGUUUGCUCUCCAAGCCACUGUCCAUACUCGUUCCCUUGACGCUCGUCUCAUUCUUGGGCAUUUAUCUGCUCCUCUCCCGUCUCCGCUAUGCUCGCCAGCGGCAUUCAAAUCUGCCUCUCCCACCGGGGCCACCUCGACUCCCCAUUGUCGGCAAUCUCUUCAACAGCCCAUUCCACCUCAGGUGGCUGACGCAUUACCAAUGGAGACACAUCUACGGCCCGGUGGUUCACUUCAAGGUGGGAAGGCAGUCCACCAUCGUCCUGACAACAGUCGAAGCGGCCCACGAGCUUCUCAACAAGCGCGCCAGCAAGUACUCGGACCGGUCGUUCGGCUACAUGACUACUGAGAUGGUCACAAAGGGAUACAACAUGCUCUUCCGCCGAUACGACUCACAGCUCCGCCUUCACCAACGCCUCCACUCCCACGGGUUGAACCCUCGCUCCGCAGCGCUUUACGAGCCUAUCCAGGACAUGGAGUCCCUCCAGCUUCUCAACGACAUGCUUUCCCAAGGCAAGCUGAAAUCAGAUUCGAGCGGCGGGGAAAAAGAGAUGGACGGCGUAGCGCCGCAAAACCCUCACUGGGAUUUCCGACGCGCCUCGGCCAGCAGCAUAAGCUUGGUCAUAUGGGGAUACCGCUUGAUGAAGGGACACCCCGGGACGAAAGAGCAGAUGGACUUCUUCGACACCAACCCCACGGCGGCGGUUGCGGGGGGCCCUGUUCCCCUGAUCGACACCUUCACCUGGCUCAAGCACGUCCCCUACCUCAUCUCGCCGUGGAAACGGGCGGGCGAGAAGUACCACCAAAGCGAGGCCGAGCACCACGUGUCGAACUUCCGCCGGGCGCUGAGGCAGCCCGGAUACAACAUCAGCAAGCAGAUCGCCAACGGCGUGGAGCGGCUCGGGGCGGGGACGAGCGAGGCGGAGAUGGCGUGGAUCGCGGCGACGCUGACGCUGGCCAACAGCGAGACGACCGUGUCGAUCCUGAGCUGGUUCGUCGUCGCCAUGGUCACGUACCCGCACAUGAUGCGCAAGGCGCAGGCCAUGCUGGACGAGGUCGUCGGCCAGCAGAGGUUACCCGUGUACGAGGACAGGGCGCGGCUGCCGUACAUCGACGCCAUGAUCGAGGAGGUCAUGCGGUGGCGGCCGAUCCUCCCCGCCGGGAUGGACCACGCCGCGGCCGAGGAGGACGAGUACAUGGGCUACCGGAUCCCCGCGGGGGCCACCGUCGUGGCGUCGCAGUGGGCCAUCACGCGGGACAAGGCCGUCUUCGGCGCGGACAACGACGACUUCCGGCCGGAGAGGUGGCUCGAGGGCCAGGAUCUGCCCAAGAUCUCGUUCGGGUACGGACGACGGCUGUGCCCGGGGAGACACGUGGGACGGGACGGCCUAUGGAUCCUGUAUGCGCGGCUGCUCUGGGCGUUCGAGAUGGAGGCGCCGACUGACGCGGCCACGGGGAAGAAGGUGGUGAUUGACCCGAUGGACAUGCCGCCGUUGGGCAUCGUCAUCGCCCCCAAGCCGUUCGAGGCGCUGUUCAAGCCCAGGGGAGAGUGGGUGGAGGAGCUGGUCCACGGCGGGCUCGAGAGGAGCGCGAAGGGUGUUGAGAACCUCAUGGAACAGAUUGGGGCAGCCAAAGGGCUUCAGUGA